Molecule: messenger RNA, 724 nt
Organism: Plectropomus leopardus (leopard coralgrouper)
Lineage: Eukaryota; Metazoa; Chordata; Actinopteri; Perciformes; Serranidae
Source: RefSeq, a predicted model, not a curated record
UAGUCUAGUUUUUGUGUAAAUCCACUUCAAAGCAACUUAAGUCUCUGAUACGUUAGAUUAUGUCGUUUGUGGCGACGGAUGGCUGUUUUACACGACAGAAUAAAGCACAGUAGUGAAGCCCCGUUGAAUGGUGUUCUUGUAUCGGGGAGCAGUUAGCAGGCCGUGCAUGUGUUCAGAUGAGACAAAGGCCAUGUUCAGUACCAGCGCCAAAAUAGUGAAGCCUAAUGGCGAAAAGCCAGACGAGUUUGAGUCUGGGAUCUCCCAGGCUCUGCUCGAGCUGGAGAUGAACUCUGACUUGAAGGCUCAGCUGAGAGAGCUGAACAUCACUGCAGCAAAGGUAAGAGAACAUCAUCGAGGUUGCUCUCCUGGCUCUGUCCUGGUGGCGUAUGGGAGCGUAGCUCUCGAGCUGAGACGUACAGUCCCGUUCCACAACGUCAGAAAGCAAGCUCUGUCCCCGGCUGCUGGUCGCAAUUUCACCAAGACAAGCAACGUAGUCGUGAUAAUUCAUACCUUCAGUCAUGAAUUUGAGAAAACAUUCAUUAUGUUUUGUCAAAUCAGUUUACUGUGUAUAAAAAUGUUACUGAGGGGAUGUUUGUGUUUUGUUGUCUUACAGGUUGAGACUUUCGCUGGUGUCUACAAGAAACUCACAGGCAAAGACGUCGUGUUCGAAUUCCCAGAAUUCCAGCUGUAAAUGCAGAUGGCAAAAUAAAUUUGUUUACUGUCA